AAAUUGCUUGAUAUUGCAGUCAAUUAAUAUAUAUGGUAGGAAUGAUUUGACUGUAUUGGUUUUAAAUGAUGUUCGUACUCUUGUUUUGUAACUCUUUAUUUUGAAAAGCUAUCUGCUACGAUGUCUCCUCAUGGGUAAUCUCGCGAGAUUUCAGACCAAACAAAUCGGGCUCUUUUGACUAAAAUGUUUAGCCAUACACGUCAACACACAGAGCUACACAAAACUAUUUUGCGAGGAGAGGAGCAGCCAACUCUCCAGAAAUGUGAGGACUGUUGUUCCUUGUACCACUGUCCUUUCUGUGGGCCUGAGAUGUUCAAACCCACCAUCAAAAGCAAAUGUUUGAAACAUUUACAGGGUCACAGAAAAAGAGCAAUUCGACACAAAGAAUUCUUCAUUUUCAAAUGUCAUUUAAAGUGCCGAACUGCUCCACACUUUCACUGCAUCAGCUGCACAUCCACUUUUAUGAGGAAAGAUGGUUUUCUAAAACACCUGGCAAUGUGUGAGAACAAAAAACCCAAGAUAACAGUUGUGGAGUUGAAAUCACAGGAGAAUUCACCUGCACCAGAUCUUCAUCUGACUGCCUCUGAGGCUGGCAGCACUAAGGAAAUGCCUGUCAGUGAAGGACACAAGAGCCUGAUCUCUGAUGAUCCUCAGAAAAUCAAACCAAGAAAAGCAAACUUCGAGCAACGCUUGUGCCCUAAAACAGCUGUAAGUGAGGAGACAUUGAGCCCGGGGCCCACUGAUUCAGAGAUGGCAGACCAACGGUCCACAGGUGAAGGAAGGAUUAUGGAGGAGCAGGUGAGAACAGAUGAGCCAUCUAAAUCCCCAGUGGAUGAAGGAGGUCCUUCAGUUGUAAAUCUCUCAGUAGUGGAUCACAAUGUCACAGAAACCACCGUCUCAAAUUCUGCUGCCAAUCCUCAUCCUAUAGAAGCUGAUGUCGCCAUACAGACUUUGGUAAAUGAGAUGUUCACUGGACACACACCUGUUGAAAGCACCAUCCCACAAAGGUCCAGAUCCGACGCACAAGAUCUGUGUCCUUUCUGUGGUUUAAUGCUGCACAGGAAGAAUCUGCAGGUGCAUUUAAGAAGGAAGCACCCAGAUCAAGUUUCAAACCAGGAGAAACCUGCCCCUACUCAGGUGAAAACCCCAAAACAACAGAGACUCCCUUUGCGACAACAACAGAAGGUUUUCAUUUGUGGGUGAACUAUCCUACGGUGGCCCAGUAGUGCACAACGAACUGCAAAAAAAAGUUAACAAAACGAAUAGCCACAACACAACUGAAAUGCUCCCACGUACGUGCGUACAAAACUUGUGCAUUCAGCUCAUUUCAUGGUGCCGUUUCUAUAGACUCAGGGGGUGCGUUAAAGCUAACAUUCAGGCUUUAUACUAGUGGCAAUGGACUAACGAAACACAACUUUUGAACAGUUUUUACUGUACCAAAAUAUUUUUUAUGAACCUUUGAAUUUCCCAAAUGGGCCAAUACAUAGGAGGGUCUGUCUGCGUCCUUCAAGGCUACAAACCAUGCCUAUUAAAGGUACCUACUAUCACCCAUGUAAGUUAUGCAGUAGGUUGUGGUAAUACUGCCAAGGAGUGAGCUGCCAUUAAACAAGAAGACGACGAAGAAGAAAUGCCUACUAGCAACAACAUUCCCACGCCCACUCCAAGAUAAACGCGCAAAUUUGAUGUUGUCAAGAUGGUUCAAUAUCGAGAUGAGAAAGUAAGUUAUUGAAAUAAAUAUUAGCUUUUGUCUUUGUUGUUGUUCAUACAAUAAUAUGGCAUGAGAAAUUUUAGUUUAACUAAUGGGACGUGGCAUCAUGUAGCUUAAUUCUUAAAGUUAUCUGGUUGUGUUUUCCCUCUUGUUCUGUGUCUUCUAUUUCCAUCAGAAUUGGGCUUGUGUAAGAAAUAAAGUUCUUAUAAGGUGUGUGGUUUGUAUAGCGUGAGGUUUUAGUUUAAAUGAACAAGAAUAAAUUAAAUAGUUAAAAUAUAUAGUCUAAAAUAUAUAAAAUAUAUAGUCUGAACUGCCGCAUAAAUAGGUUGGGAAUACUGUUUUAAAUUUCAACUAUGUCCCCCGCUCAAUUUAAGUGUGUUUGAAAUAUUACACAUUUGAAGUCAAUCGACCUUUUGACCACAUCAUUUACUGUCUUUAGUUUCCUCCUUUUUGCAUCCAGAGUCAUACGUGUCUUAAUACCUUUGUUCUUUUGUAUUGAAACCUUCACAUUUUAUAAAUUAAAUGUUUAUCUUUUUGGUUGUGACAGUUAUAAGUGAUGUGGACUUUUAAAGAGUUCAAUAACUAUUUAAUUUAUUUCUAGUUUCAUGUUACCAUUUUGAAUAAGGGAAGUUCUCCUGGACCUGUUUUGCUUGCUGAAAAUGAGUACAAAUGCCUGUUUUGUAAAAAGACUGGAGAGUAUCCUGCUCUGGUGGCACAUGUACAGACCCAUGAGAGGUCUGUUGUCAAGCAUGAAGGGUAUAAAAUGUAUAAAUGCCACCUGGGAUGUAUAGAAAGCGGACAGUAUCACUGCUUCUGCUGCCGUCAUAUUAUAAUUCGAAAAAACGUAUUUAUUAAUCAUGUGCAGAAAUGUGCAUCAGCCAAAGUCCAAAUUACAUCUACAGAACCUUCCAGAGUAGAAACCUUUCCUUUAAAACCAGCUAACUUUCCAUCGUCCCACAGUAUCUCAACAGUAUCUGCC
Ctenopharyngodon idella (grass carp) is the source of this 2687-nucleotide messenger RNA. RefSeq lists its product as uncharacterized. The transcript is spliced from 7 exons. The record is from RefSeq and is a predicted model, not a curated record. The coding region runs from base 184 to 1203 and encodes 339 amino acids. Lineage: Eukaryota; Metazoa; Chordata; Actinopteri; Cypriniformes; Xenocyprididae.